AUGGAAACCCGAAGCAAGUUUGGCACCGUGCUGCUUCUGCUGUUUUGUGUCGCCGGGAUAUACGCUUCAUAUUUGACGCAAGGCGUCGUCAACGAGCAUUUAGCAAUCAAGCGCUAUGGUGAUCAACAGGAGCGCUUCAAGAACUUGGAAGCCUUGAACGGCGCGCAGGCUCUGACAUGUUUUUUGUGGGCGGGCGUAAUCCUGCAAGUACUGCUGCUAACGGGAAGAGUUUCCAGCAGCGACUUGGCAAAAUGGCAUGACUACUGGCGGGCUGGAAUCACCAACUGCGUCGGCCCGGCGUGCGGCAUGAUUGCGCUUAAGAACAUCACCUACUCGGCGCAAGUUCUCGCUAAAUCUUGCAAGAUGGUCCCUGUCAUGCUGAUGGGUGUCGUGCUACACGGCAAGCGGUACAGCGUCCUGGAGUACGUGUGCAUGACGCUGAUUGGCCUGGGCGUAGCUGCAUUUGCUCAAAAAGGCAGCAGCAAGGUGACGGGACGGCUGGCCUCACCCAACCCGUUGCUUGGCUACACGUUGUGUUUCGUCAACCUGGCCUUUGACGGCUAUACAAACGCUGCUCAGGACCACAUCAACGAGCGGCACAGGAAAAACAGCCCAAUCCACAUGAUGUGCUGGAUGAACUUCUGGACGGCAUUGUAUUAUGGUUUGUACAUGCUGGCGACUGGGUCGGGAGCGGAGCUCGUGUCGUUUUGCUCGCGCCAUCCGGACGCGUUUGUGGAUAUAAUCCUGUUCUGCCUUUGUGGUGCCGUUGGGCAGCUGUUUAUAUUCUUCACCAUCAAAACCUUCGGGGCACUCGUAAACACACUUGUGUGUACGACGCGCAAGUUCUUCAACAUCCUGCUGUCGGUGCUGUGGAACGGGAACCCACUACUCCUCAACCAGUGGGUUGGCGUGGGAAUGGUGUUCACCGGGUUAUUGGUGCAAGGGAUAAUGAAGUCCAAGAAGCACAGUAAGAAAAAGACGGAGUAA
Messenger RNA from Volvox carteri f. nagariensis, 987 nucleotides. RefSeq lists its product as uncharacterized. Gene Ontology annotation, molecular function: UDP-glucose transmembrane transporter activity; UDP-galactose transmembrane transporter activity. Gene Ontology annotation, cellular component: Golgi membrane; endoplasmic reticulum membrane. The coding region runs from base 1 to 987 and encodes 328 amino acids. Gene Ontology annotation, biological process: UDP-galactose transmembrane transport. NCBI's taxonomy places the organism in Eukaryota, Viridiplantae, Chlorophyta, Chlorophyceae, Chlamydomonadales, Volvocaceae. The transcript has a single exon. The record is from RefSeq and is a predicted model, not a curated record.